Messenger RNA from Ooceraea biroi (clonal raider ant), 2326 nucleotides. It is a transcript of the gene Pvf1, whose product is annotated as PDGF- and VEGF-related factor 1. Gene Ontology annotation, biological process: positive regulation of protein autophosphorylation; positive regulation of cell population proliferation. The record is from RefSeq and is a predicted model, not a curated record. Lineage: Eukaryota; Metazoa; Arthropoda; Insecta; Hymenoptera; Formicidae. Gene Ontology annotation, cellular component: membrane. Gene Ontology annotation, molecular function: growth factor activity; growth factor receptor binding.
AGAAGCAAGAGACACGCUUCAUCAGUCGACGCGAGCACUUGGCUCGCACACUCAGGUCAGGUGUGCAUCGUCGUGUGUUUAUCGCGUAGCCUGUAGCGCAGUGCAAAACCCGAUUCGUAAUUUAUUUGUGAGACCGCCGUGAAUGAAACUACUUGUACGGCCUUGACAAUCAACGAGCGAAACGGCUUUGUGAUUUUGUCGCAUUGCACCGGCGCCGACCUCGCGUGUUCGCGAGGAGUGAAGGAAUCGACAAGUUGCGGAAAGAAUCGCGAGAAAGAUGUACGUGAACAACGAAUCAGCUGCGUAUCUGCGAUGUCUCAGCGUGAAAAUAUCUAUUUUCGCGAUCAUCUGCAUAUUAGGCACGUUCAUCUUGGGACAAGUCAAAACUCAGGAUUUCCACGACGACAUAAUCUAUCCUGGAUCGGAUAACUCGAGAGUGCGGAACAAUCCUACGGUGCAGUCCGCGGAAGACGGCGAUACGCAGAUUCCAGUGGAUCUAGCCAAUAGAUUAAAUGCGAUGGAAUCAUCGGACGAAUUUCUGCAGCUCCUUCAAGGUGUUCCACAUGCCGACACGUCGUCGUUCAUGUUAAAUAGUAGAUUCGGCGGAGAUGAAAGAACGAGCGCGAUUGUACCUACGCCGGCCAAUUGCAUACCCGAGCUACAGCCCGUUUCUCUAAAAUUGGAUGAUGAUCCUUCGACCAUGAUCUUCCCAUCUUGUACACGGAUCCCAAGAUGCGGCGGCUGUUGCAGUACCUCUCUGCUCUCGUGCCAACCAACAGCCACGGAAAUCCGCAACUUCAUGGUGAUUGUGGCGUCGGUGAAGGAACUGGGUUACAAAGGCCGGCAGAUCGUACCGCUGGAGGAGCACAUUAAGUGCAAGUGCGACUGCAAAAUUAAGGCGAAGGAUUGUACCGAAAAGCAGCAUUACGAACCGCAUAACUGUCGGUGUGCCUGCAGCAACGUCGACGAGGAGCAAAAGUGCCGGAAGGAGAGUGAUAUAAAGAUCUGGAACGGGGACCUCUGCUCUUGCUCCUGCAGGACCAUCGAGGAGUGCAGCACCGGAUACUUCUUCAACCACAACACGUGCAGAUGUGGACCGAUAAACAGGCCGGUAAACAGAUUCGUACCCACGAAAGGUUCAAAUUACAAUUUCGGUAAUCGUCAGCCGGAAAACGUGCCACCCGUGAUAAUCCCGUUGGACCCGUCGGAUCCCAGGAGAAAGCACAAGGAGGAUCCGGAAUCAAGAGAUUCAGUAUUGUCUUGCCCCUGGUGCAUACGUAAUUGAGCCGCAAGUGGCAAGGUCGACCAUGUAUCUGCGCGCGUUGAGAGCACCUGAAAUUAUCUCAGCAACGCCUAGACCAACUGAGUUCCUAAUAGGCUUAAUUGAUAGCGAAUUAUAUAGUGAAAAUUUUCUUUAUGCUCUACGCGUCGUAUGAAGAAAGAUAUAAUGAUGCUAAGUUCAAGACAUCACGGAAAUUUGCAUUAAGGAACAUUAUGGUCGUCGUUAUCGUCGUCACAUCUUCAGUCUUCGCGAUGUCCACAUUUGCAACUGUUAGCUUUUAAAUAAUAUCUAUUAAAAAGAUUACUUUUACAAAAAUAAUGGUAGAAAAAGAAAAAUUAGUAUUUUAUUUGUAGGAAAUUGCUUUGAACAUACUAGACGUCUUUUCCUGAAAAAGUAUUUUUUUAAUAGAUACUAGUAACAAAAACUCGGACGAGCGAAGGAAGACGGACGCGUGGAUUAUAAGACUGCGAAAAUGCAUCCAUAAUUGCUUCGUAAACUUUCAUGUCAAAGUAACAUAGCGAGUUUUCUCGUUGGUUCGAUACCUCGUAACUGAAACGGCGAUCGUUUUAUCCAAUCACAUUCGAUCAUUAAUUUUAUUUUAAUCCAAAAUGCAUUAUUUAAAUUUAGUAAUAUAUUAUUAGUAUUAAUUUUCGAACGUGUGUGUGAAUACGUUCGUAAUUGUAAUUAUUAUAAUUAAGCAUUAAAUGAUCUUUUCAAAACAUGUAAAUGCGUAAUUAACGCACGUACAAUAUCGGAAUGUUCAAAAUCAAUCCAUAAUAUCUUUGAGCAAACUGUUCAAAUCGUGACGUCUGCAACAUUCGGUGUUCUUGCACUCGCGAUACACGGAAUGAUGCAGUGAUGAAGGAUACUACUCUGCGGCUUGAAUAAUGAAAAAAAAAAACGCCAAUACAUUUAUUAUAGUUCCAUCCCCAGACAGAUUGAUGUAGUUUUUCCUAGUUUCAAGAUGAUGCUUUAUCAAAGUAUUACACAUAUUUAAGGAAUAUUAUGAUAAGGAUCUAAUAAAGAGGCAAUUGCCAAAAUUAA